Messenger RNA from Saprolegnia parasitica CBS 223.65, 630 nucleotides. RefSeq lists its product as hypothetical. Lineage: Eukaryota; Oomycota; Saprolegniomycetes; Saprolegniales; Saprolegniaceae. Bases 1 to 630 code for a protein of 209 amino acids. The transcript has a single exon. The record is from RefSeq and is a predicted model, not a curated record.
AUGCCGCCUUUCCAGUCCACAUUGCUCAUGCUGCGUCAGGUGCGGCAGCGCGGCGACUGGGACUGCGGGCUCGCCUGCGCGGAAAUGGUCCUCGCGUGGGCCACACCCAAUGCACGCGAAGACGCCGUCGCACUCGCCCACGCAGUGCGCACGCGCAGCAUCUGGACCGUUGACCUCGUGGAGCUCCUUCGGGCGCGGCUUGGCGACCGGAUCACGUUCCACUCGCUCGUGCUCGAGACGUCACUGCACUUGGCCCACGACGCGUUCUACACGCGUGACUACCUCGACGACAUGGCGCGCAUCCAGCCGCUCUUUAACGCCGUCGUUGCUGCCAAGUGCGCGCGGCGCGGCAGUGUCUCGAUCGACGCGCUCCGCGACGCGCUUGCAAAUCGCGAUCACGUGGCGCUCGUGCUCAUCGACGCCCGCGAGCUCACGUGCUGUGUGCAGCUGCCACGUAGUGGUACUUUCCAGGGCCACUUUAUCGUGGUCGCCUCGAUCUCUGCACGCGGCGUUGCGUACGUGGACCCAGCGUCGCCCGAACACCCGUGUUGCUGGAUGAGUCUCGAGUCGUUCGAGGCCGCCAGAAAGAGCCAUGGCACCGACGAAGAUAUUAUUCUUAUCCGCCGAUGA